UCCUCCCAUCCUUUUUAUACUUCCCAGUCACUACCACCACCACCACACCACCACCGCCGCCAUGAGGGAGCUCCUGAUCCUCGCCACCCUGGUCUCCGCCGCCGCCGCCCGCAUGGCCUACGUGUUCUCGUCCGGCUACGAGGACAUCAUUGGCGCGCCCAGCGAGACCUUCAGCUGCGAGGGUCGCGGCUACGGCUACUACGCGGACAUGGACAACGCCUGCAAGGUCUUCCACGUGUGUCUGCCCAUCGCUAAUGACGAGGGCGAGGCUGCCGCUAUGCACCACUUCUCCUUCUUCUGCGGCAACGGGACAGUCUUUAGCCAGGAGUCACUCACCUGCGCGAGCGAAACUGACGCCUUCCCCUGCCAGGACUCCGCCUCCAUUUACGACCUCGUCAACUCCGAGUUUGGUAGAAUUCCCGACCAGUCCAUUGAUCUCCGGUCGAGCGCUGCGGAGAGUGUGUAAAGCGAGUGAGUGAGUAGGUGAGUGAGAGUAGGAGUGUGUGUUUGUGUAUGUGAGAUUAAGGGAUUGCGAAAGUGGGUGAGAGGGAAAUGUAGGGAAAUGUAUGUGUGGGAAGAUAAAUAAGGGAAGAUAAGGACGAUAAAAAAAUUAUAUGAGAGAAGAUGUGUGUGGAAAGGACAUGAAGGAAAGUGUGUGUGAAAGAAAGUGAGAGUAAUGCAUGAGUGAAGGAAAUUAAUGGGCUGUUUAAUAUUUCCUAAAGUAUACAUAUAUCAUUCACUAUAAGGAUAACACUUGAAGCUAUAUAUAUACACACAAACCCUUAUUUUGAAUGUAAGAAAUGGAAGAAAAAGAAGUAAACAAAGAGGGGAGUGGGAGUGAGAGGGAAAGAAUAGGAAUAUGUGAGAGGUAGGAAUGCAUGAGAGGGGAAAUUGUGAGACGAGGGAUAAGGGUAAGUGAGAGGGAUAAUGGAAAAUGAAGGGGAAGUAAAUGGAGGAAAUGGGGAAGAAAAAGGAAAAGGGAUAUGAAUGAGAGAGAAAGAAAAAGAGAAAGAAAAACAGCGAGAGAGAGAAAUCCUAUAUAUAUUCCUGUUAGUUUGUAAGUAUGUUUGUACGCAUGCUAGUAUGGUGGUGAUUACUAAUAACUUAUAAUAUAAAUAAUUGUUUUUGAUUACGAUAAUAUUAAUGCACUGCGCAAUGAAGCGAUAUGUAAAGGUCUUGCUUAUCUGUCUGUCUUUAUGUAUGUAUGUAUUUCCGUUUUUUCUUUGUGUGUGGUUUAUGUAUGAUGGAAUAUUGUCUCGCAGAAAUGUUACCAUAUUGUAUAAAGAGUAUUUUUACAAUUAUAUGUACACACACACACACACACACACACACACACACACACACACACACACACACACACACACACACACACACACACACACACACACACACACACACACACACACACACACACACACACACACACACACACACACACACAGAGUUACGACUUAGCCCAGCGUGGAGGUGUGGCUGAGGAGUGUUGCUUUGUGUUAUAAACUGAGUUGGUAUUAUUAUUAUUAUUAUUAUUAUUAUUAUUAUUAUUAUUAUUAUUAUUAUUAUUGAGCACUGUUGCCACACUACUAUUAUUACAACUCCAACAAUAACAACUACUGCAACAUUAACAACUACUACCACUACUACUACUACUACUACCACUACAUCUACUACUACUACUACCACCACUAAUACUACAGGUAAGGAUACACAGGUGAGAACUAACCAAUUAAUUUACAAACACAGGUAACAAUACUUCAGGUAAAUGCAACACAAUAGGACAGGUAAAUAUAGCUCAUUAACACUUAAUAACCAGGUAUUAUCUUCAGGUGAAACACACACACACACACACACACACACACACACACACACACACACACACACACACACACACACACACACACACACACACACACACACACACACACACACACACAACAA
Messenger RNA from Eriocheir sinensis (Chinese mitten crab), 1938 nucleotides. RefSeq names its product U-scoloptoxin(01)-Cw1a-like. Gene Ontology annotation, molecular function: chitin binding. Bases 62 to 466 code for a protein of 134 amino acids. Lineage: Eukaryota; Metazoa; Arthropoda; Malacostraca; Decapoda; Varunidae. The record is from RefSeq and is a predicted model, not a curated record. The transcript has 2 exons. Gene Ontology annotation, cellular component: extracellular region.